Messenger RNA from Helicoverpa zea (corn earworm), 1152 nucleotides. It is a transcript of the gene CPR9, whose product is annotated as pupal cuticle protein 20-like. Gene Ontology annotation, molecular function: structural constituent of chitin-based larval cuticle. Lineage: Eukaryota; Metazoa; Arthropoda; Insecta; Lepidoptera; Noctuidae. Gene Ontology annotation, cellular component: chitin-based extracellular matrix. Bases 1 to 651 code for a protein of 216 amino acids. The record is from RefSeq and is a predicted model, not a curated record. The transcript is spliced from 4 exons.
AUGACUACUUCACUGUUGAUCUUCUCUUUGGCGCUGAUCGCGGUCGGAUCAUGUGGACGUCUUGAGCCUCAGUACUUACCACCAAGGCCUGGUGGCGGCGGCGGUGGUGGCUUUGGCAAUGGGGGCUUGGGAGGAGGGGCCGGGGGAGGUUCAGGCGGGGGUGCUGGGAGCGGCUUCGGCGGAGGAGCCGGCGGCGGCUCAGGAGGGGGAUUCGGAGGAGGAUCAGGAUCUUUUGGCGGUGGCAGCGGCGGCGGCAACCAGAUACCGAUCACCAAAUUCGAGAAUGUCAACAACGGCGAUGGAACUUACCAUUUCGACUACGAAACCGGCAACGGAAUAUCAGCGCACGAGAGCGGGGCCCCGCGUGCUCAAGGCCCCGAAGGCCUCGCAGUCACAGCCGAGGGCGGGUUCUCCUUCAAGACCCCUGACGGGCAGCAGAUCUCCCUCACCUACACCGCAGACGAGAACGGCUUCCACCCCGUAGGACCCCACCUCCCCACCCCUCCGCCAAUCCCCGAAGAGAUCCUCCGCUCCAUUGAGUUCAACAAGCAAAACCCCUCGUCCGAGGGCUCAUACAAUGGCGGCGGCGGCGGUGGCGGUUCCGGCAAGGGAUCCGGCUCAGGCGGGAAUGGAAACGGCUACCACUACUGAUCUCACUCACAACUCACUCAGCUAACCUUAGAACUCGCAAGCAAAUGCAGGAAGGCGUAAAAAUAAAUGUACAAAAGUACCUAUAUAAAUGUACGACGUUGCUGUCUCGAAUUGGAUUUGCAGUAAGCUGGAAUUGAAAAGAAGAAUAGUGUUUGUGACAGGCAUGUAUGCAAGAAUAUUAAAGAAACUUGAAAGAUCGCAUAUGAUGACCAGCAAAAAAGGCUCACAAAAGCCAGUUACUAUUGAAAGUGGCCAAUGGAUGAUAUGAAAACUCAUGUAAGGAAUGUUAAAGGUCGCCUUUAGAAGGGUCGCUUGACCGCAAUUACAUGUAGUGCAUUUGCCUGCGAUUUCAAAGCAAUUUUAGCUAAUGGGACAUCGGACCGACGAUAAUGACUGCUGAACCGGGGAGGACUGUGAUACCACGACGAAACUCGCACUGUUUAUUUAUUUAGUAAAUAAUUGUAGUCUGUCAAUGUAAAUAGGCAUGGUGUAUGAAUAAAC